AUGAGUGAUGUGAAGGCAGUUGUGGUGGACAACGGGUCGGGCAGUUGUAAAGCGGGGGUCGCUGAACACAAGGACCCCUCCAUAGUGUUCCCGUCGUGUGUUGGAAAGCGAGGCGAUAGGGAGUACGUGGGCUCAGACGCUCAGAAACGACGCGGCAUACUAGCCCUCCAGUACCCCAUCCAACGCGGACACCCGGUGCUCAUGACAGACGUGGCACUCAAUCCAAAGGCUAAUCGCGAAAAAAUGGCUGAAAUCAUGUUCGAGACCUUCAACAUACCGGCCCUCUAUGUGGCCAUUCAGGGAGCUCUGGCCCUCUACUCGUACGGUCGGCUCACAGGCCUCGCGCUUGACUGCGGGGACGGCCUCUCGCAAGCCGUUCCGGUCAUCGAUGGCUAUCACGUAUGGGACGCCGUACAGCGCCUGGAGGUGGGCGGCCGCGACCUCACCGACUAUCUCGUGAGGAUACUCACCGAAAGGGGCCAUUACUUCAACACUCAGUCGGAACGGGAUGUGGUCCGGGAGGCCAAAGAGCGGUUAUGUUAUGUGGAGCUCGACUACGACCGGGCGAUGGCCAACCCGACCCCCGCGCUGGACAGGGACUACGAGCUACCGGACCGGCAGGUGUUUACAGUGGGCGCCGACCAGCGGUUCCGGUGCCCGGAGGUCCUGUUCCAGCCCUCGCUCAUGGGUUUGGCGUCAGGCGCCCGGAGGGGACUGUUGGCUAAUGUGCUGUCCGGCGGUAAUACACUUUAUCGCGGGUUCGCGCGUAGGUUGCGCCGGGAGUUGAUGGGUCUGGUGGGCGACGCUAGUGUGGGCCGAAUGGUUAGGCGCCCAGAGCGCCAGUAUUCCGUGUGGUUUGACGGGUCGAUAGUGGCAUCGCAGCCGGAAUUCCUGCGGAAUUAUAUCUCUAGGGAACAGUACGCCGAGUUCGGGCCUUCCGCUGUCCACCGCACCGACCAUUAA
Molecule: messenger RNA, 963 nt
Organism: Oppiella nova
Lineage: Eukaryota; Metazoa; Arthropoda; Arachnida; Sarcoptiformes; Oppiidae
Source: the annotation of a GenBank genome assembly